Entamoeba dispar SAW760 is the source of this 3762-nucleotide messenger RNA. Its product is annotated as serine-threonine protein kinase, putative. Gene Ontology annotation, biological process: signal transduction; protein phosphorylation. The coding region runs from base 1 to 3762 and encodes 1253 amino acids. The transcript has a single exon. The record is from RefSeq and is a predicted model, not a curated record. Gene Ontology annotation, cellular component: cytoplasm. Gene Ontology annotation, molecular function: protein kinase activity; protein binding; ATP binding. NCBI's taxonomy places the organism in Eukaryota, Evosea, Mastigamoebida, Endamoebidae.
AUGCAAAGAAGUCAUUCUAUUUUAUUAUUGCAACCAUGUAAUAUAAGUGAAAGAAUAAUAUCAUUAUUUACUGUAUUAAUUGAAAUUGUUAUUGACCCAUAUUAUAGAACAAUAGAGGGAUUUUUAUUUCUAUUCCAAAGAGAAUUACUUUCAGUGAAUUUUUUUGAUAAAAACUCAUAUGAUAAUUCUAUUUAUUUUAUUUUAUUACUUUGUUCAUUAGAUAUUAUUAUUCAUGAAAAUUCACUUGCAUUUGAAUUUGAUGAUCAUUUAAUACAAUUCUUAUUUUGUUCAUAUCUAUCUAAUAGAUUCUCUGAAUUUAAUGAAAAAACAAUUGAUUCUAGAAAUUCUAUUAUUCGAUAUAUAUUAGCUAAUAAAUCUUAUUUCUUUAAUCUUUCUUAUAAACCAAAUGAACUUUCUAUGUAUUUGGUUAUUCCUGAAUGUCCAUGUUGUAUUCUUUUUGAUGAGUGGAUGAAUUUUAAUAAAGAAGCAGUAUGUUUGUACACAACAACAACAAUGACAACAAAAAAUACAAAUAUGAAUUUAGUUGAUUUUCCACCAAUUCCACUCUCCUUAAAUAUAUUCUCAACAAUCUCAAUUAUUAAUCUUAACAAUAAUCGUUUAAAAGAAUUUCCUUUAGCGUUAUGUCAAUUACCUCAUCUAAAAGAGAUUAGACUUAAUGACAAUUCAUUAUUUUGGAUAACACCUCUUAUUUCUGAAUUAUCAAAUUUAACUUUUUUGGGAUUAGCUAAUAAUAAAUUAACUCAAUUACCAGACCUUUCUAGUAUUCCUCUUAGAAAGUUAGAUAUUUCAUCAAAUUGUUUUCCUAAAGAAUUUAAUUUUGAAGUUGGAAAUGAUCUUGAGUUCUUAAAAGCAGCUGAGCUUAAUAAUUAUCCAGGUGUUUUAAGAGAUCUUCCAUGUUUAACUUCAUUAGAUUGUUCUAGGUGUCACUUUAAUAUCUCAGAUAUUAUCUCAAGACCACCAAUCAAUUUACAAGAACUUAUUAUAAGUGGAUGUCAUCUUCCUAUUAUUCCAGAAGAAAUUACUCAAUUAUCAAUUACAAAACUUGAUGUUUCUGAUAAUUCAAUAAGUAAAAUGAAUUAUUCAUUCUUUACGAUGACUAAUCUACGGAUUCUUAAUUUAUCUCAAAAUCAUACUAAUGGUAAAAAUGCAUUGUUUAAAACAAUGAAAUCACUUACAGUUAUUUGUAAUAACGUUAAAACAAAAAAAUAUAGAAAAUCAAUUCUUAGUCCAAAUAUUAUUUGGACAGGAAGAGAUGUUAAUGGAAUUUAUGAAGAAGAAACUCAAAUCCAACAACUAGAAAAAAUAAUUAUUACUGGAGAUGAAUUUAGAAAAGAAGUUUUUUCAUAUCUCCAAAGAAAAAUGGGUAAAGAAGGAAUAGUCCAAAUAAUUAAUGAUUAUUCAUUUAUUUUUGAAUCAAAAGAACAAAAGAAAAAUAAAAAUAAAAUUGAUAGAAUUUCUGUUAUCUCAAUGUCAGUUAAUCAAAUGAAAGAAAGAAUUUGGAAAUUACAUAGAUGUGUAUUUGUGAUUUGCAAAAAUGAAAAGAAUGGAAAUGAAAUUGAUGAAAUAUUUGAGACUUUAAGUAGUUUAAAGAAACCCAUUACUGGACAUGUAGUUUUUGGAACUGAAAUGAAUGCUAAAGUAUUAAGUAAAUAUAAUAAAGAAAUAUUUACACUUGAUUUACAUUUCUAUACUAUAGAAAAGAAAUCAAAAAAAUGUCCAACUUUAGUUAAUAAAAUUUUAAAACAAAUUAUAAAAUUCAAUGAAAUUAAUGAAACAAUUGAAGAAGAAAGUGGAAAAUUAGUUAAAGAAUUAGAAGGAUUAACAAUACCAGGAUUUUGUUUAACUAUUGGAAAAAUUAAAGAAAUUAUGCACUGUUUAGAAUUAAGUCAAAUUGAUAUGGUAUUAGAAUUUCUCAUUAAAAAUGGAUAUUUUCUUACUAACGAAGACUUGACCCAUUGUUGUAUUGAAGAGUUAUUAAAAGAUGAAAAAGAGGUUGUCGUUGAUUGUGAAUUAUUUAAUUUAACAGAUAAAUUAUUGAAGAAAGGAAGUAGUAGAAAUGGAUUUAUUACAACGAGUGUAUUUGAGGUAUUAGGAAUAAAAGAUCAACAUUUAGAAUUUGUUAUUUCAAUAUUAGAAAUGUAUGGAAUUAUUCUUCAAUGCACUUCCAAAACAUUUGCUAAUAUUGGUAUUAGUAAUGAAUUUAAUAAAGCCUAUCAUAGUUGUGUUGAUCAAACAAAAUAUAUUUCUAGUGAAUUAAUGAAUAAAGAAAAUUCAUCUAAUGGAAGUUCAUUUGUACCAUUUUUAGUAACAGAACUCAGAGAUAUUGAUGGGCUAUUGAUAUACCCAUAUCAUGAAUUAGUUCAUGGUUAUGAAAAUAGUUCAUGGCCAUUACAACAUCAUAAAAAUGAAAAUGAAAUAGGAAGAAGUUUUAUUUUAAGUAAAUAUAAUGAUAAAAUAAUUAAUACUAUUAUUUGUAGUUUUAUGAUUAAAUAUGAAGUUCAUUGUUAUUGGAGAAAUGGUGCUAUUGUUGUUAUUGAAGAUACUGAUGGAAGUGGAAAAGGAUAUUUAAUGAUUUCUGUAGAUGAAAGUAAAAGAUCAGUUAAUAUAAGAAUAAGAUUUCUAGUUUCUAAUGAAAGAAUACCAUUUUAUAUUGCAAAAGUAAUAAAAAGUAAUAGAAUUUUAUUAGAGAAUAUAUUAGAUUGUUAUGAAUGUAAAAUAGAAAAACAACAAAUAAUGUGUCCUGAAUGUUUAAUGAAUGGAAAUAUUAAUUGUCUAACUGAAAGAGAAAUUAAUGAUUCUAUUGAAAAAUUUAAAUUUCAUAUUAAAAGUAGAGUUUGUGUUCAUACAAUUAAUACUGUAAGUUGUUCUCUUGAUAUGAUUAUUGAAACAUUACCAAAAAAAUAUCUUAAAUCAUUAAAUGAAUAUGAUUUAGUAAAAGAUGUUGGUGUUGGUUCUAAUUCAAUUAUUUCAUUAUUUAAACAAAGAAAAACACAAGAGUUAAUUAUUGCAAAGAUUGGUAAAAUUGAUUUAAGUGAUAACGGAUUAGAUGAUUCUAAUACAUCAAUUGAUAUAUUCGCAAAUUUAGUUGAAGAAUAUUUAAGAGAAAUUUUCUUUAUUACAUUCCCUAAAAGUGAUUAUAUAGCUCAAAUCUUUGGUUAUUGUAUUAACCCAUUAUUUGUUACUAUGGAAUUUUUUAAUGGUGGAAGUUUAUAUCAUUUAAUUAACGAAACUUCAAUGGAAUUUACUAAUACAUUAGUGUUAGAUAUAGCUAAACAAAUAGCUUUUGGAAUGAAUGAAAUUCAUUCUUAUAAAAUGCCACUAAUUCAUAGAGACCUUAAAUCUCCAAAUAUUCUCAUCAGAUUAAAUGAAGAUAAUUCAUUUAAAAAUUGUGCAUUAAGUGAUUUUGGUCAAACUGUUCCUGUCUCAGCUAAUAUUAAUGCUAUUGUUGAAUGCCCUUAUUGGCUUGCACCUGAAGUAAUUAGUGGAGAACCUUUUACACAAAAAAGUGAUGUAUUUUCUUAUGCAAUAAUUCUAUGGGAAUUAAAAAAUAAACAACCACCUUACAAAAACUUUAAAUAUUUCAGUGACAUCAGAGAAAAAGUUAAAAAUGGCUGGAGACUCCCACUUGGUAACUCAUUCAAAUUCUUAAACGAAAUAAUUUCUCAAUGUUGGGACCCAGUUCCUCAAAACCGUCCUUCAUUUAAACAAAUCAUAGAUAAAUUAAAUGGAAUUGUAAUUUAA